AGCUCGAAGACUUGUUUCAGUUCUGUCGAAGAAGAAGAAGGAAGAAAAUGGCGUCGAGCAAUCAGACAAUAUUGCAGCUUCCGAAUUUUCCUACAAGCGUUUCCGCAAAGGUUCACCCUCUCGUUAUCUUCAACAUAUGCGAUUGUUAUGUCCGCCGUCCUGACCAGUCCGACCGAGUCAUCGGAACUCUCCUUGGAUCCGUCUUGCCUGAUGGAACCAUCGACAUUCGAAAUUCUUAUGCUGUUCCUCACAACGAAUCCUCGGACCAGGUUGCAUUGGAUAUUGAUUACCACCAUAACAUGUUAUCAUCUCACCAGAAGGUUAACCCAAAAGAAGUCAUUGUUGGAUGGUUUUCAACUGGUUUAGGUGUCACUGGAGGUAGUGCACUGAUCCAUGACUUUUACUCCAGGGAGGUUUCAAAUCCAAUUCAUCUGACUGUUGAUACUGGAUUUAAGAAUGGAGAGGCUAGCAUAAAAGGUUUUGUUUCAGUAAACUUGUCUUUGGGAGAUCAUCAACUUGCUGCACAGUUUCAAGAAAUCCCAUUGGAUUUAUGCAUGGUUGAGGCCGAGAGGGUUAGCUAUGAUGUCCUGAAGAGCACAUCGGUGGACAAACUACCCAAUGAUUUGGAAGGAAUGGAAGCAUCAAUGAAACAUUUGCUUGCCCUGAUAGAAGAUGUCUACCAAUAUGUUGAUGAUGUGGCGGAAGGAAGAGUUGAGGCAGAUAAUGACAUAGGGAGAUUUAUAUCAGAAACUGUGGCUUCCAUUCCCAAAGUUCCGUCUCAAGCUUUAGAUAAGCUUGUAAAUGAUAGUUUGCAGGACAAUUUGCUACUGCUCUAUUUGUCGAGCAUCAUGAGGACUCAACUAACUUUGGCAGAGAAGUUGAAUACUGCUGUUCAUGCUCUGUGAGGGAAUUUCUCCAUAUUAUAGCGGAAUGGAAGGAACUUGUUUGGUAGCUUCUGCAGUUUUGGCCUCAGGCUUAUUCAUUAUUGUAUGAUCCCCUACCUAAAAUUGCAUGAGAUUUAGUUAAAAAAGACUUUUAAUUUAAACUAUUGACGUCUGUCUUUUGUUGGAGCCCCCUUUAAAAGAAUCUUGUUAUUGAUAAUGUGAGAUGCAUUAUUAUAAUUACUAUAAACUAGCAAUAGAAAUGACAGGAAUUUAUUAAACUUGAUA
Impatiens glandulifera is the source of this 1169-nucleotide messenger RNA. RefSeq names its product eukaryotic translation initiation factor 3 subunit F-like. The coding region runs from base 48 to 905 and encodes 285 amino acids. Lineage: Eukaryota; Viridiplantae; Streptophyta; Magnoliopsida; Ericales; Balsaminaceae. Gene Ontology annotation, molecular function: metallopeptidase activity; translation initiation factor activity; translation initiation factor binding. Gene Ontology annotation, cellular component: eukaryotic translation initiation factor 3 complex, eIF3m. Gene Ontology annotation, biological process: translational initiation. The record is from RefSeq and is a predicted model, not a curated record. The transcript has 6 exons.